Messenger RNA from Colossoma macropomum (tambaqui), 2389 nucleotides. RefSeq names its product SHOC2 leucine rich repeat scaffold protein (gene shoc2). Bases 590 to 2332 code for a protein of 580 amino acids. NCBI's taxonomy places the organism in Eukaryota, Metazoa, Chordata, Actinopteri, Characiformes, Serrasalmidae. The record is from RefSeq and is a predicted model, not a curated record. The transcript is spliced from 9 exons. Gene Ontology annotation, molecular function: protein binding.
AGUAAUACCUCGGAAGGUAACGCAGCCUGAUCGCUGGGCUUUCUGUGCGUUUCACGGUUGUUGAUCGGUACGAAAGACGCUGACACACAUUAACGGAGAAGGAGCUGGAGCAGUAGGAGGAGGGGGUCAACCAAACCGCCCACCCCCCCGCCGGUGCUCUCCGUGACCACGGUGUGGAGGUUUGGAGGGCUCUUUUGUUCGGCCCCGGAAUGGCCGCUCCGCUCUGCCGAACCCAAAAGAUGCGACCUCUGCCAACCUCUUUGUCUGACCCUGUUUGGAUUCAGCCGCGGGAGUGUUUGCAGUUCAGCCAAGCAUGAGGCUGCUGGCCUCCUCAUUUGAAUUGUGGCUCUGUCAAGCUCCUCUCUUCCUCAUGGAGUUUUAAUAGCCGCCGAAUACCUGAGUGUUCUUGGAGAACAAACAGACACAUGGACACGUACACAGAUAUGUAUGAAAGCAUUGAGGUAUAGCAGCCCGUCUGCCAAUUUUUAGAGUUUUUUUACUUGCGUAGUGAACGAGAGCGGGAGGGAGUGAAAGAGAGAGAGUGAGAGACUUAGGGUCCCAUGCUCCGUCGGGCCGAAGUACUUUCACCAUGAGCAGUGCUUUAGGCAAAGACAAAGACUGCAAGGAGAAGGAGCCCAAACCUCCGUCCGGUAAGGAGCGGGAGAAGGAGCCGAAGGCACCCGGCAGCUUGGGCAAAGAGGGCAAGGAGUCCAAAACCAAAGGGAAAGAUGCCAAAGACGGGAAGAAAGACGCGAGCGGCGCACCGCCUGCCGUGGCCUUCUCUGUGGACAACACGAUAAAACGGCCCAACCCGGCGCCGGGCAUCCGCAAGAAGUCCAGCAACGCCGAGGUGAUCAAGGAGCUCAGCAAGUGCCGGGACGAGAACUCGACACGCCUGGACCUGUCCAAGCGCUCCAUCCACCUGCUGCCCUCGUCCAUCAAGGAGCUGACACAGCUGACUGAGCUUUACCUGUACAGCAACAAGCUGCAGAGCCUGCCGGCAGAAGUGGGCUGCCUGUCGGGCCUGGUGACGCUCGCCUUGAGCGAGAACUCGCUCACCAGCCUGCCCGACUCGCUGGACAACCUGAAGAAGCUGCGCAUGCUGGACCUGCGGCACAACAAGCUGCGGGAGAUCCCGGCCGUGGUGUACCGCGUCACCUCGCUCACCACGCUGUACCUGCGCUUCAACCGUAUCACCGCCGUCGAGAAGGACAUCCGGAACCUGGCCAAGCUCACCAUGCUCAGCAUCCGCGAGAACAAGAUCAAGCAGCUGCCGGCUGAGAUUGGCGAACUGUGUAACCUGAUCACUCUGGACGUUGCCCACAAUCAGCUGGAGCAUCUCCCGAAAGAGAUCGGCAACUGCACACAGAUCACCAAUUUGGACUUACAGCACAACGAGCUUUUGGACCUACCUGAGACUAUAGGCAAUCUGUCGAGUAUAAACCGCCUGGGUCUGCGGUACAACAGGCUGUCAGCAAUCCCCCGAUCGUUAGCAAAGUGCCGGGAGCUGGAAGAGCUAAACCUAGAAAACAACAACAUCUCUGUGCUACCUGAGGGCCUGCUCUCGAGCCUGGUGAACCUGACAAGUCUGACGUUGGCACGGAACUGUUUCCAGUCGUACCCGGUGGGCGGCCCGUCGCAGUUCUCCACCAUCUACUCGCUUAACAUGGAGCACAACCGCAUUAAUAAAAUCCCUUUCGGCAUCUUCUCCCGUGCCAAGGUCCUCAGCAAGCUCAACAUGAAGGAUAACCAGCUGACAUCGUUGCCGCUGGACUUCGGCACGUGGACCAGCAUGGUUGAGCUGAAUCUGGCCACCAACCAGCUGACCAAGAUCCCUGAGGAUAUCUGCGGCCUUGCAUCCCUCGAGGUUCUCAUAUUGUCCAAUAAUCUUCUGAAGAAGUUACCCCAUGGAAUUGGUAACUUGCGGAAACUACGCGAGCUCGACUUGGAGGAGAACAAGCUGGAGUCCCUUCCGAACGAGAUCGCCUACCUUAAAGACCUACAGAAACUUGUGUUGACCAACAACCAGUUGACCACAUUGCCAAGAGGUAUCGGUCACCUGACCAACCUGACUCACCUGGGGCUGGGAGAGAACCUCCUGCAGCACCUACCUGAGGAGAUUGGCACACUGGAGAACCUGGAGGAGCUGUACCUGAACGACAACCCCAACCUGCACAGCCUGCCGUUCGAGCUGGCGCUGUGCAGCAAGCUGUCCAUCAUGAGCAUCGAGAACUGCCCCCUCAGCCACCUCCCGCCGCAGAUCGUCGCUGGAGGCCCUUCGUUCAUCAUCCAGUUUCUCAAGAUGCAGGGACCGUACCGCGCCAUGGUGUAAUCGGCCAGCCCCGCGGCGGCCAAGCACUGUACAAACGAACCGACGACAAAAAAAAAA